AUGUUGAGACAACAAAAUACGAUGGCGCAAUUCGACUUCGCGACUGCUGCACCACAAGAAAACGAAUUAAAGCAAUUGAAGGUGGUAACGACUUAUUCUGCGAUCGAAUCAAUUGAAUCAAGCGAUUCGGUGGCUAUUAACGUCGAUACGACUUAUUCUGCAGUUGAAUCAAGCGAUUCAGUUGCUUUUAAACGUCGACAUGGAUUUUAA
Messenger RNA from Funneliformis mosseae, 210 nucleotides. Lineage: Eukaryota; Fungi; Glomeromycota; Glomeromycetes; Glomerales; Glomeraceae. The record is from the annotation of a GenBank genome assembly.